This is a messenger RNA of Metarhizium acridum CQMa 102, 1389 nucleotides long. RefSeq lists its product as uncharacterized. The record is from RefSeq and is a predicted model, not a curated record. Gene Ontology annotation, cellular component: nucleus. Gene Ontology annotation, biological process: regulation of transcription by RNA polymerase II. NCBI's taxonomy places the organism in Eukaryota, Fungi, Ascomycota, Sordariomycetes, Hypocreales, Clavicipitaceae.
AUGGCUUCAAACCACUUUCGCAACCGGUCACACCACCAUCAGACGGCGACCCGAUCACAUCUGGCUGAACUCUGGAUUUCCGCUGAGGCGGAUGCCGACGGCUUGACACCUUCAUACCAUAUUUUUCAGGCCAGCAAAACACCCCAGACGGACGCUACCACCUACUCGCUCCGUCGAGAACUGCAUGACCUCUUAUCGUCGGGUACGGCGAAUCUGUACCAGACGCCGGUUACGACUCCCACGGGAACCUUCUACCCGGAUCAGUACGCUCCGCGACAUCUCGCGCGACCGGCGCCCUCUCUUCCCGGCCCACGCGGUCCACGCGGUCGCCUACUUCCGCCUCCCUUGCCGCGCAAGGCGUUGUCGCGACACCCUCGGGCGACUUCGCCUUCGUCGUAUCGAGGAGCGGCAGUCAUGAGUGUCGCAUACGAACCUAGGUCCUUCAUCCAUGAGGGAGCCUAUCCCCCGAUAGGCGACGAACACGACCAUGGUGCCGACCAACGGUAUACAGACUCCGAGGUCGCCGAGCAUCUCAGUCACUAUACCUCUGAUGCUGCACUCCUGGGAGAUGAUCGAAGCAUCAUGGAUGAUGGCACCGGCGUGCAAGAUGCUACACGCCUAGAUCUCGGCGCAACCGGUUUCUCCUCGCCCAUUCAAGUUUCGCUGCAUGCGCCGUCAAUACCCGAGCCCAUAUCGGAGAGCAAAGAUGCCUCACCAGGCAUCGAAUCACCGCCUUCGUCGCGCACAAAGUCGAUCCCCAAGCCUGACAGAGACGUAGUAAAGCAGGCUGACGGCAAGUUUCACUGCCCAUUGGAGGAAUGCAAAGAAGAAGUCCGCGCAUUUUCACGCAAGUGUGAAUGGAACAAACACAUGGACAAGCACGAGCGACCCUACCGAUGUCCCGCCCCUGGAUGCGAGAACCUUCCUGGCUUCACAUACUCCGGAGGCUUGCUGAGACACGAGCGCGAAGUUCAUAACAAGCACGGGGGUCCCAAAAAUACCGUAAACUGCCCCCAUCCAAACUGCAAACGGCACACCGGCAAAGGUUUCUCAAGACAGGAGAACCUCAACGAGCAUUUGCGGCGGGUGCAUACCACCGGCGACGUCACGACACCUCCGGCCGACUCGGUUGCUUCACCGGAAGACAACGAAAGCGAGAAGUCUAGCAUGAAGCGCAAGCGCCGCUCCAGUGGACAAGGGGAUGAGCUUACGGAGCUUCGUGACGAGAUCAAGCGAGUCCGCGAGGAAAAUGAGAAGCUCAAGUCCGAGAUGGAGCAACAAUCACAGCAUUCGCUUGCCAUGAUGGCGCAGAUUGCAGAACUUCAAGACGCACUGCGACACGGCAUGUCGCCACACGGCCUCGGAGCCCCAACAGCACAGAUGAUUUAG